Polychytrium aggregatum is the source of this 519-nucleotide messenger RNA. RefSeq lists its product as uncharacterized. The coding region runs from base 1 to 519 and encodes 172 amino acids. The record is from RefSeq and is a predicted model, not a curated record. Lineage: Eukaryota; Fungi; Chytridiomycota; Chytridiomycetes; Polychytriales. The transcript has 2 exons.
AUGACCAAUUGUAUCAUUGUUGGAAGCUCCACUCCGAUUGCGGACAAGAACCACCACCAUCUGAAUCUCUCUGAUGGUUCACCGCAAGCCAAAGACACCAGCCAGGCGACCAAGUGGAUCCAGAGCACCCACAAGAUCCUUGGUCUGCAGGAAUGGAUGAGCACCACACCAAGUCCCAAGAUCCCCGGGUUGGCUUCCUUCUUGCAAUACAUUCGCCAUGUGUUCGAUGGAGACAUGCUGGACAAACAGCUGUACUUCAGCCUGACCCGGCGUCGGCGAUUCAAACGACUCGAUCUCCACAGCAAGCGACAGCGCACCGUCCACGAGAUGUGCAAGCAGGUCAUCGACCAGGCACCAAAGGAGACCGAAGUGGUGAUUGCCUUUGGGAAUGCAUCCUGGAAACAGGGGAAGGGAUACGCAUCCAGCCCACGGAGACUCAGGUUCGCCAAGUACUUUGAGCAAUUCCACCAUCACCAGAGACGCCCACCAGACCGAUCCGUCUCCAAGAUCCAUGUGUGA